Ostreococcus tauri is the source of this 1071-nucleotide messenger RNA. RefSeq names its product Alcohol dehydrogenase superfamily, zinc-type. The transcript is spliced from 2 exons. The coding region runs from base 1 to 1071 and encodes 356 amino acids. Gene Ontology annotation, molecular function: zinc ion binding; oxidoreductase activity, acting on the CH-OH group of donors, NAD or NADP as acceptor. The record is from RefSeq and is a predicted model, not a curated record. Lineage: Eukaryota; Viridiplantae; Chlorophyta; Mamiellophyceae; Mamiellales; Bathycoccaceae.
AUGAAGAUUCGAGCCGUCGCGGCGCUCGGGGCGGAGAUAUCGUCGAUCGAGACGAUCGAUGAGGAGCGACGGGACCCGGGCGAGGGGGACGUCGCGUUCGACUUGGAUUACUGCGGUAUCUGUCACUCGGAUUUGCACUUUUUGAAGAAUGAUUUGAUGAACACGACGUAUCCGUUGACCCCAGGGCACGAACUCAUCGGUACCGUGACGUCGGUGGGGACGGGGGUGAAGGGCUUCGCGGUGGGAGAUAAAAUCGGCGUCGGGUGCAUGGUUGACUCGUGUUUGUCUUGUAAAAACUGCCAGAUGGACGAAGAGCAGUACUGCGAUAAGGGUGCGACGUUCACGUACGGCUCUAUGCCGGUGCACGGUCGCGCUGGUCCGGAGGGUAAACCGACCGUCGGUGGAUACUGUACGAAGAUGGUCGUGAAUGAGCGCUUCGCGAUUAAGAUUCCGGCGUCGGCGCACGACAAGCUCGCCAAGGCGGCGCCGUUGAUGUGUGCCGGCAUCACUCUCUACGACCCGAUCAAGGCGUUCGGGGUGACCAAGGGCACGCGCGUCGGCAUCGCAGGCGUCGGCGGUCUCGGAAUGAUGGGUAUCGAGAUCGCCGCCGCGAUGGGAGCGGAGGUCACCGCCAUCUCGCGCUCGCGAUCCAAAGAGGAGAGGGCAAAGGCGCUCGGCGCGAAGAACUUCGUCGCCAUGAACGACGAAGAAUCUUUGAACGCCGCCGCUGGAUCUCUCGACAUCAUCCUCGACACCGUCUCCGCGUGUCACGACAGUGAGCCGUACGCCAAGCUCCUCGAUAAGCGAGGCACAUUGGUUUUGUUGGGACUCCAGGUGACGCCCGUCGCCGUCGGCGCGCCGCACUUUGUGUUCACCCGUAAAUCCGUCACGGGCAGUCUCAUCGGUGGUAUCAAAAACACGCAAGAGAUGAUCGAUUUCUGCUGCGAGAAGAACAUUUACCCAGAGAUCGAAGUCAUCGAUGCGUCAAAGAUUGGCGACGCUCUUCAAAAGUUGGAGGAUGGCAACGACGCGGGCGUUCGCUACGUCAUCGACUGCAAAACGAUUCAAUAA